UUCAGUGUAUAAAUUUAGUCACAUCUUCUUGUGAAACCGAUCGAGCAUCCAACCAUCAUAGCUCAAAAUGUCUCCGAAACAAUUUGUUCUUGCACUCCUGCUCUUGAUUUCCCUGACAUCGACGCAUGCGACGAUGUACAAAAUCAUCGACCAUUCCGCUAGAGCCCCUGGAGGAAACAAAUAUGUCGAUGAAUUGAAGGGCAGCUACAUAUCCCGCGUUCUAUUUGGCGCGACUGAAGAAGUUUUGAACACCCUCAAUCAACAGGAAGGUGAGGGCAAGAAGUAUGAUAUGGUAACUCUCCGAAUCGAGAGCUUCACUCAGUCGCCACAUGCAGUCUCCAGCACUAAAGACAACGUAAUUCGGUUGAACGCAGAUUAUCUCCAACGCUAUGGAGGAGAUAUAAAAGAAGAGUUCGCCGGAGUGGUGUACCACGAAAUGACCCACGUUUGGCAAUGGACCGGCAAUGGCAUGGCCCCUAGAGGGCUUAUCAACGGCAUCGCUGAUUACGUGAGAUUGAAAGGCGGGUACGCAUCCAAAGGCUGGCCGAGGAAGGGCUCAGGAUCAAGAUGGGACGAUGGUUAUGCAGUCACGGCUUAUUUUCUCGACUACUGCAAUGACCUCAAGCACGGUUUCGUCGCGGAGCUUAAUGCUCUCAUGAAAGAUUCCUACUCUGAGGCGUUCUUCGUCAAGUUGCUUGGAAAGUCUGUGCACGAGCUGUGGCGCGAUUAUAAACUUGCUUAUGGUACCACAAGAAUCUCCGGUAGCGAGGAGGGCUAUCCAAAGCCAUACAGGCGCACCCGCCCCUUCGACAAUUCUGUCCCGUGGAAGACAGCUGAAGUGGCAAAGAGCGACGUCUACUUGAAGCCACUGGAGAAUGAUAAUUACUUUCGCAUAGAGGACAAUGGAGUCGUACUUGACACUAACCCCUUUCAACAAAAUGACAUUGCAGAGAGCGCACAAGACUUGGGUUGGCUUGCUGAGCUCUCCGCCAUGCUUGAAAAGAACAGCGCACCAAUUCCUUCCAUCAAUUCAAGGAAACUAGACCCGAAUUGGCAGAGGACAAAAGGUAGGACAUCCAGAUCGGAAACAGACGUGCCCAUGAGCAAAUGGUACGCUUAACAGCGGUUUUGUUCCACUAGGACAGGCAACUCAUCUGUGAUUAUGCACAGCAUUGCUUGGUAAUAAAUAAGUGCUAUGUGUUUGUUCGCGAGCUUUGUAUUUUCCUCCGUGUGCUUGUUGGUUUGUGAAGGCCAUACGUAUAUUUCGUUUGGAGUUUGAACUAUGUUGUUCUGCUGUUAAAAUUUCUAUGACACGCAAUAUAAUUCCAUGCUGUUCUCUAUACGUUUUCAA
Molecule: messenger RNA, 1351 nt
Organism: Syzygium oleosum
Lineage: Eukaryota; Viridiplantae; Streptophyta; Magnoliopsida; Myrtales; Myrtaceae
Exons: 1
Coding region: 68-1120 (350 amino acids)
Source: RefSeq, a predicted model, not a curated record